AUAGCAUAUAAAGAAGUUGAUGAUGUGCGGGGUGAACACAACACUUUAUCUAAUGUUCGUUGUCCCUUCCCACCAUCACGAAAGCGAAGGUCCCCUGUCGGAAAUUCAAACAGUUUCGUCACUGGAUAUCGGAUAUCAGUCAGCAACAAUGGAAAAAUCUUUAGCCUCUCCCAUCUUCUUUAUAUAUUGGACUCAACUUGUCAAGAUACAAUGAAUGUGUCCGGGGAAUUGAGAUUUGUUUUACGGGAUGGGUUUUGCUUUGUUAAUGGGCGUUGCAUAGCGGAUAACACGCAAGAUGAGGCAAAUAAAUGUAACGUUUGCAAGUACAAAUCAGAUGCAUUUGCAUGGACAAAACAAAGUUUGUAUGAAGAAUGCAAGGAAGAGGCCAAAAAGUUGUGGAUAAUUGGAGUAGUGCUGGGCUGUAUUGUCGUAUUGGUGGCUGUGACUGUAGCAAUUCUGAUGAUAAAGAAGAAAAAUAAACGUAUGACAAGUGUAAAACCACCACCUUAUGAGUGAGAAAAGGUAAGCAA
Saccostrea cuccullata (small rock oyster) is the source of this 530-nucleotide messenger RNA. RefSeq lists its product as uncharacterized. NCBI's taxonomy places the organism in Eukaryota, Metazoa, Mollusca, Bivalvia, Ostreida, Ostreidae. The record is from RefSeq and is a predicted model, not a curated record. The coding region runs from base 211 to 516 and encodes 101 amino acids. The transcript is spliced from 4 exons.